Messenger RNA from Archocentrus centrarchus (flier cichlid), 3729 nucleotides. RefSeq names its product glial cell derived neurotrophic factor a (gene gdnfa). Bases 701 to 1474 code for a protein of 257 amino acids. Lineage: Eukaryota; Metazoa; Chordata; Actinopteri; Cichliformes; Cichlidae. The record is from RefSeq and is a predicted model, not a curated record. Gene Ontology annotation, molecular function: receptor tyrosine kinase binding; glial cell-derived neurotrophic factor receptor binding; growth factor activity. The transcript has 3 exons. Gene Ontology annotation, biological process: peripheral nervous system development; positive regulation of branching involved in ureteric bud morphogenesis; negative regulation of neuron apoptotic process.
UAUGAAGACAACGCGUGUGGAAACCCUUCGAGGUACAUAGACACCAUCUGACCUGGAGAAUAUGGAGAAUAAACACCGUCCGGUUACUUGUUUACCUUGACAAGAUUAGUGUAAAAUGUUGGUGAUUAUGAAAUUUUAACGCAGUUUUGGAUAUGAGAGGUUUUUAAGUGUUAUAUCAGAAGUCGGACUGGACGAUCUGGCACUCUGGGAAACACACUACGCACUUUUAGCGCCGCGCUUAUUUUGCUGGAGACACUGAUGUCUUCAUUGGACUCCUUUCAGUCGGAGAUGGUGGAUCUCUCUCGGAUUUCCAACGUGGAAACGUAGCAUCCAAUUAAUCAGCGGCUGCAACUGUACCCCCAAGGCGCAGCGGCACUUGGUCCGCUCUGUUCAACACCUACCUUUGGACUCUGAAGUGUGAAAAGACGCGUGGAUGGUUGGUGUGCUGAGUCCGAAUAUGAAAAAUAUAGCUGGUGCGUUAUUGCAGCCCCUUUUUCUCCUGUUUGGACACAAACUGAAUUUGAAAUCGUUCUAAGGAAAUCUUCGUGUGGGGGGUCGUUGAAAUGAUUCACGCAGCGGAAUCAGCUGGGAACAUUAAAUGAGUGGCGUGUACUGUUUGGAUUUUUACCACCGCCAGCCGAGCUAGUUUCAGGUCUGCAUGGGCCAUAUUUAAGCUCUCUCCAUAGGAACUGAGUCUAAGAUGAAGUUAUGGGAUGUUUUGGCCAUGUGUUUGUUGCUCCUGAGCUCUGUUGCUACAAGGCCUCUCUACCAAAACACUCAGCCAGCCAAGAGGACUUACUUCCCCAGCAGCUAUAGUGAUUCUGUGUCCUUGCCUUCUUUGGAGGACAAAGCGCCUUCGUUUGAGCGUGAAGACCACAAACUGCAGGAGAUCUCAAUGGAGGAUCAGUAUGACAUUGGAGGUCCCUAUCCAGAUCAGUUUGAUGAUGUAAUGGAUUUUAUCGAGGCUACCAUUGGCAGACUCCGGAGAUCUUCAGAACCCAGCGGUGGUUCCAGGGGAAAGAGGGAACAGAGAAAGAGAGGAGCAGCAAACACAGGAGGCGCGAGAGAUGAGGGGAGAGGACACGGCGACAGGAGGCGGAAUCGGGGUCGAGGGGGAGGUAGACAUGGUAAAAGAGGACGAGGUGAGAAAGGGAAGGAGAAGGAGAGUAUAUCGGUGCAGACCCGGGGGUGCUUGCUAAAGGAAGUCCAUCUCAAUGUGACGGAUUUGGGGCUGGGGUACCAGACUAAAGAGGAGCUGAUCUUCCGGUACUGUAGUGGCCCCUGUAUUGAGGCGGAGACCAACUACGACAAGAUCCUGAACAACCUCACACACAACAAAAAGCUGGACAAGGAUACACCCUCUCGCACCUGCUGUCGACCGAUAGCAUUUGAUGACGACCUGUCUUUUUUGGACGACAAUGUGGUGUAUCACACGCUGAAGAAGCACUCCGCUAGGAAGUGUGGGUGCGUUUGAAGACGUCACAUGACCAGCAUUUGGCAGACUAAGGAUAUCCUCUACAAGCUUGUGCUGGAUAGGGACAUGUGUAUACAAGGUCAAAGUGGGAGUGUUUGUCUCCUCUUUACUUUUCUUUUUUUUGUCAGUAGUCAUCAAUGGAGAAGCAGGUAGGUAUACUGAGACCCCCUGAAAGACACUGAAACAGCCAUUUAAAAGGAAACUGUACUUCUAUCCGGUUUCGACUGUUCAGACACGUGCAAAAAUGUAUCAGGUGUGCACCAAUCUGCAGGAGCUUAGAUACUGUUACACUUUCAGAUUUGCCAACUGUGCUCUCUAAAAAGGCGAGAGUAGAAGAAACAUCAGGUUUUUUCCCCACAGCUGGCUCUUUAAGACUGUGGAUGAAUCCAGAGAUUUGACAAGAUUCAGUUGCAAUCUAAACACUUCCAGUCUGGAUGUUGACAUUUACAUUCAAAGCCAAGGAACGCCAUUGGAGUUGAGCAAAGACUUUUUAGGUGCAACACAUCUACAUAAAAUCCAACCAUAUAUAUACAUACAUAUAGUAUAUACGUGUGUCAGAGGUAUAUUUAUUAAGACGGAAUUAACUUAUUGUUAUUUAUUGCAAUCCAUUUUAUGAAAAAAUGUCUUUUUUAUUUAUUUAAAGCUUUGUUUGUCCUGGGUAAUGCCAAAGUAGAGCAUUUUCUGAAGCAAAACAAUGCAAGCUGACUCAGAACUGCUAAACACUCCCACGAUCAUAAUGCUUAUUCAUGUCAUUUAGAUUCCAGGGUUUCUCAGUGCAUACAUCCAAAUGAUCCUAAUUAGCUGUUAAGGAAGGACAGAGACGCAGAGGAGGGGACCAAUAGAAGAUUUUUAAUAGAGCUAUUCUAUUGUUGCAUUUUGAGUAGUUCACCUCAUUAUCACUAAUGUGACCACAGUAAAACAGGGAGAAAACUUCACCUGGGUACAGCCUCCCAUUCAAACCGUCCUUUAAUAACACUCUAUGUUUACAAGGAAGCAAGUAAUUCUUUGCUGCUGUUUAUUUUUAAGUGCGCGUUUUUCAAAUUAGCAAGCCAGGACAGACUUAAUGUCACUCCAACCAUAAGCCAUAACAACUUUUAAUUUCAGUCUGCAAUCAACAUGAGAGCGGUGGUCUCGCGAGGAUCAGCAGGUGCCUUUGAGGAUCCAUCCUUUGAGUCACAGUAGAGAAGCUGCUAUUUCUGCCUGUCAGCGCACGUUACCUGAAACCUCGCCCUGGCCUCGCACCAAAUCUGAGCAAAGGCUUUGCAAUGAUAACUCCCAGUAGGCUUUAAAGUUCAUGGGGCUGCCUGUGUUUCUGUCUGAGCUGUGACAGACAGGUCUUUUUUUUUUUUUUUAAAAAACUCAAAGGGGAUUUGCAAGUGAUCCUCUAACAUGAGUCUUAACCAAAUAUCCCCACCGGCAAAGGCAGUUUAAGGCAGAUCUAGCUACUGUAGUGGCUGUCAUCACACAACUCAUAUAAAUAUCUCAAAGGACUCAACAAAGGAGCAUGUUCUGGAAUUACUGAGCAAAGAUGAUUGGUUAGCUCAAUGUGCUUUUUACCUGCAACCACUUGUCCCCAAACUGUAGGAGGAAAUGUACAUUGAGAAAAAGAGACUAUUUAAAAGCAUGCUUGUGUGCCCUGAUAAGGGGGUCGUUUUAAGUGGAACAAAGAGAGCCCUCGUGUAGGUCUUGAUGUUAACACGGAUUAGGGACCAAGGUAUCUGUGCCCACCCAUCAGCAAGCAGGCCAGCUUUACUGUGUAAUCCCCCCACACAGAACAAAUCCAAUGCAUCAAGCUGAAUUUAGGCCAAAUACUACACAGAGAGGGAAAAAAGUCUAGCUUUUAUCACAGCAUACCUCAUCAGUUGGAUCAUCUUCCCCUUUAACAACUGAUUCGUGCAUAAGCCUUCCCAGAUGGGAAUGUGGAGGCUUCCCAGAAGCCUCCGAGCGCCUCGCUGCUCUUCAAUACCAUACAUUAAAGAGUGUGAACUGUGGCCACUUGUCUCAUUGGUUAUUAGUACUCUGGUUUUGAUGCAAAAUGUAAAAUACGAAGGAAUCCUCAGUGUUCAUUUUAGAAAAAAGGACUACAUUUGUUAUCACUCCGUUAUCACCUGUGGAAAAAAAAGAAAAGAAAAAAAAACUGUCAUGUCGUCUCACUUGUUUUGUGUUACAGAACCAAAGCUCUGGGCAAACUUUAUUUUUGUACAAUAUUCAUUUUAUAACUUUUUACAGAAUUAAACUUGUUUCUAUUAAAUGAA